ACACAAGAGUCCGGGUCAACCAUUAACCCGUUAGUCAUACCAUAUAUAACAUCACAAUUUACACGUAAUCACACACACACUACACACACACACUAUGAGACACCAAGAAGGAAGUUUGGACUUUCAUGGAUCAAGAUUACGAGAAGCCACCGUAAAGAUGGCUCAUCUUUACCGGAGAAUCGUCCGAUUAGACGUCCGAUGGAGUGUUUUACUCCAGAAGGUUUCAGUUUUUCGAGAAAUCAUUCGAUUGAUCUGGGAUAGAUUUCUUGCUUGUUCAAUGGGGAAACCAGUCCGGUACCGGAGAUUGUCUCAGCGGUCAUCUUCUCCGGUGGAGGAAUUGGAAUCUGGUUUUGACCUAGAAAACCCCACCACCACCUGCAACGGCUAUCAAGAAGAUUCAGAUUUGGUUACUCUCAAGAUUAGUUUAUUGGGUGAUUGUCAAAUUGGAAAAACAAGUUUCAUGAUUAAAUACGUAGGAGACGAACAAGAGAACGGAAGCUUGGAGAUGGCUGGUUUAAAUCUAAUGGAUAAGACGCUGUCGUUUGGUGGAGCAAGAAUUGCAUUUAGUAUAUGGGAUGUUGGAGGUGAUAAGAGAUCCAACGAUCAAGUCCCGUUAGCGUGCAAAGACUCCGUCGCAAUCUUGUUUAUGUUCGAUCUAACAAGCCGAUGCACCCUCCACAAUGUCUUAGGAUGGUAUAUGCAAGCAAGAAAAUGGAAUAAGACUGCAAUUCCUAUCUUGAUAGGGACCAAAUUUGAUGAUUUUGUAAUGCUUCCACCAGAUCUACAAUGGACCAUAGUAAAUCAGGCACGGGCAUACGCAAAGGUUAUGAAAGCAACGUUAUUUUUUUCAAGUGCUCGACACAACAUUAAUGUGAACAAGAUCUUCAAAUACAUCAUGGCUCGACUCUUCAAUUUACCAUGGUCUCUUCAACCCAAUUUAAACCAAGGGGAACCCAUUAUCGAUCUUUACUAGUCGGAGAAGGAACAUCGAUGAUCUAUCUACAUCUAUCUAGUCUUUUACUUUACUUGUAUAUAUAGUCUGAACGUUGGAACCAGAAUAGUCAGACUUUCACUUGGAUAUUAUCAUCUAACCUAACCCGCUUACAAAUCUAAAGGGAGAAGGUAAUUUUUGUUUUGGAAAAGCCGACUCUUUGUUGUUAAAUGCAUGAGCAUUUGAACAUGAUCUUUUUUUGUUUUAUAAUGACAUACUGUUUUGGAUUAUAUAAUAUUUGUUGAAAAUGUAUUCAAGUCACAAAAUUACUUUAA
Lactuca virosa is the source of this 1266-nucleotide messenger RNA. The record is from the annotation of a GenBank genome assembly. Lineage: Eukaryota; Viridiplantae; Streptophyta; Magnoliopsida; Asterales; Asteraceae.